AUGUCCACUUUGAACAACAGCAGUGACUUCAGUCACCCGACCUUCAAGUUGAUGGGAUUCACUGGGAUGGAGGUGUAUCAUCUCUGGAUCUCCAUCCCAUUCUUCUCUAUCUAUCUCAUUGCACUGUUGGGUAACAGCACCAUCCUCUUUGUCAUCAAGACCAACCCAAGCCUUCAUGAACCCAUGUAUAUUUUCCUUGCCAUGUUGGCCAUCACAGACUUGGUCUUGUCUGUCUCCACAUUGCCAACGGUGCUGGGCCUCUUCUGGUUCAACAUGAGAGAAAUUGGCUUUAACGCCUGUGCCACACAGCUCUUAUUUAUCCACACCUUCUCCUUCAUGGAGUCCUCAGUGCUGUUGGCCAUGGCCUUUGAGCGCUAUGUGGGUAUCUGCAACCCAUUGAGAUACAACAGCAUCUUGACAAAUUCAGUGUUGGCCAAGAUUGGCCUGGCCGUUGCUGCAAGGAGUACAGGCAUUGUGUUUCCAACACCGUGGCUACUCAGGAGGUACACAUACUCCAGAAGCAACCUGCUUUCCCACUCUUUCUGCCUACAUCAAGAUGUACUGAAGCUUUCCUGCUCUGACUCCAGAGUAAGCAGCACCUAUGGCUUGUGUGUUGUCCUUUGCACAGUGGUUAUUGACUCUCUGCUCAUUCUCUUGUCAUACGUGAAGACCAUUAAGACCAUCACAGUCAUUGCCUCUAGGGAAGAGCAACUCAAGGCUUUCCACACUUGCAUGUCCCACAUCUGUGUUGUCUUGAUCUUCUUUAUUCCUGUGAUUGGGGUGUCAAUGAUACACCGAUUUGGUAGGCACAUUUCUCCCAUUGCACACAUUCUCAUGGCUGAUGUCUACCUCCUCAUACCACCUGUCCUUAAUCCCAUUGUGUACAGUGUGAAAACUCAACCAAUCCGGAAGGGCAUCCUGGGGCAUUCAGAAACCACUUGGCCACACAUGGAGGCCGUGCAGAAUGUUGCUGGGCUCCCAGCGAUUUGUGUCAGGCGUCACAGACAAUUAACCUGGCCAUUUGGCAGUCCCCAGGGGCAGCUGCAGCUGAUGCAAGCUCUUCCCAGGACAGCCUCACAGGGGCAUAUAAAAGCUCUUGUGCUUCGGUAG
Molecule: messenger RNA, 1110 nt
Organism: Rhineura floridana
Lineage: Eukaryota; Metazoa; Chordata; Lepidosauria; Squamata; Rhineuridae
Product: olfactory receptor 51L1-like
Exons: 2
Coding region: 1-1110 (369 amino acids)
Biological process (GO): G protein-coupled receptor signaling pathway
Cellular component (GO): membrane
Molecular function (GO): G protein-coupled receptor activity; olfactory receptor activity
Source: RefSeq, a predicted model, not a curated record